AUGACGAACCGCCUAGCGCCCCCUCUUCCGUUUCCCCGUCGGACCGCGACUGUUGCCUUCGAGACGCAUGGGCAUCAUGGAGCCGGAAGUCGCCAACCAUCUCGACUGUCACACCUUGACCUGACAGUUCCGGUACGCCAGACUGGGUCGCGACUAAGUCAGAUCCGAGGGAGGACGUCUCGAUUGGAUGACGACCACUUCUUUGACAGCAGCGAUGAUGAAAGCAUUUCACCGUCUCGGCGACCCGCCCCGUUGGGAGGAUCAAGUGCACGCGAUAACACAGGGGUGAAAGCAUACAAGAAGAUCUGCAAGAAGUACAAGCUGAUACCGACACAGAAACUUGCGAGACAGCUAGGAAAGGGGACCAUCACGGCCUGCAACUUGAACAUGAGUCCGAAAGAGAUUAAGGCAUUCUUUGUCGCGCUCGUGGGGGAGAGUGACUGCCUUACGACGCUCGUGCUCGAUGGCAACAACAUGGCGACCACACAAAUCAUGUUUGUGGCUGACUUCGGGCAAACUCACUCAUUUCUGACAGACCUGUCUCUCGGUGGAUGCGGACUGUGUUCUCACGCUCUGACGGCUCUUACACGGUUCAUCACCAAAGUACAAACCAUACAUAGACUAGACAUAAGCAAUAAUAACAUAGGUGACGUUGGUCAUGAAGCCAUUGCAGAUCUUAUUCAGAACAGCAACAGUUUAGAAAUCCUCAUUCUUCGCGGGAACAAACUUAGCGAAUCUGGUGUGCAGUUGGGGAAAGCAAUAAGUGAAAAUACGAUAAUGAAAUUUCUUGACCUCAGCUGGAACCAUAUUCGAGGAAAUGGAGCAAUCGGCAUUGCCAAAGGGUUGGCGAACAAUGUUAGGCUAGAGACGCUGGUGCUGAGCUGGAACGGGUUUGGUUACGAAGGGUGUGUAGCCAUGGGGAACGCCCUUGCAAAUAACACAACUCUAAAGUCGCUCGACCUGGCUAACAACCGAAUACAUCAACAAGCUCUCUUUGAACUGAUGAAGGGCCUAGAGAAGAACAAAACAUUAGUGGUACUUAAGCUUGGUGAAAACCCCAUAACUGCUGCCAUGACGAGCGUCUUGCUCGCCAAGAUCCUGAAGGCGAAAGAGAGCAACCUGAUGGAGCUUGACCUCCAGGGUGUAGUAGUAGACAAGGAGUUUGAAGGAAUUCUGAAGCAAAUACAGGACGAGCGACUGUUUUUCACGAACUACGAGAGAUCCCUGCCUCUCCACAAGGGUCCGGUCAGAGAGAUCGACCCCGAAAACGUGUUCAACGUGGAUCCCAUACGAAUCCUGAAGUACAUGAAGGAGCAUCUGAAAACUAUUCACCUCUUCCUAAAGGUGGGCAUCGAUGGAGAGCACAGGCUUAGCAAGGAGGAAAUGAAAUUCGCCUUUGAGCGAGACGGUUAUCCCAUAACUGACAGUGCUCUUCAGAAGGUUAUGAAAUACCUCACUGCGAACAAAGACAACCACGUAGAAUUAAUGGAAGUUAUUAAAGGCAAGCGACGGUUAAAACAAAGCCUGUUUAAAGAUCAAGAAGAAGCCUUAUUAGGAGAACAAGAAAAAGACAAGAAAUCAUCUCAACCGCUUGCGGUCGCGGAUAUCAUUCCGCGAGAAGAGAAAAUAACGCGGAAAUUACCUCCUUUGAAUGGACCUAAGAUGAAAUGA
Molecule: messenger RNA, 1671 nt
Organism: Dreissena polymorpha
Lineage: Eukaryota; Metazoa; Mollusca; Bivalvia; Myida; Dreissenidae
Product: leucine-rich repeat-containing protein 74B-like
Exons: 12
Coding region: 1-1671 (556 amino acids)
Molecular function (GO): protein binding
Source: RefSeq, a predicted model, not a curated record